AUGCAUUCUUCCGCUCUCCUCACUUCUGCAUUCGCAGUGGGCGCUCUGGCUUGGCCUAACCCGUUUGAAAAGCGCCAGCAAGCUACUGUUACGGUUACGGUCACGUUCAACCCAUACGCAACGCCUGCAUGGACUGCGCCGCAUUUCUCGCAAACACCCAACACACGUCGUCCUACAAACGCCCCGCCUCUAUGGACUCCUCCACGUGUGGGUGCUUCGAGUGUCGUAGCCAACCCUGCCCCCAUUAGAUCAUCUUCUGUCACAUCGAGGCCUGCUGUGCCCAUUACCUCGACCAGGCCUUCUUCUUCUGUACCACCCGUUAUUGCUCCCAUCUCCAACAGGCCGUCCACCUCGGUCGCUGUCCCUGUGUCAGUUCCGUCUGUCGGCGUCCCUAGACCGUCAUCUUCUUCUAUCAGAGCGCCGGGAGCGUCCUCCAGCGCCGCUCCAACGGCUGCGCCUUCAGCUAUUGCUGGGAACGAUCACAUUUCCGGUACAUCGCAAGCUUCUCUUUCAGUCGGACCCGAGUAUCAGCGAGCGAUUCUCUAUCACCACAAUGCUGCUCGCGCUAACCACAAUGCCGGCCCAUUGGUUUGGGACGAUGCCGUUGCUCAGACUGCCGCCCAGGCUGCCAACACUUGCAAGUUUGAACACUACAUCCCUACGGGAGCCAACCAGGGACAGAACCUUUUCACUACUUCCGGUACUGUCUUCAAUGUCACUGCCGGUAUAACCGAGAGCUGGUACAAGGGCGAGUUCCAAGCUAUGCUGCCUUACUUCGGCGCGGCAAACAUUCCCGAUGAUGUUUUCCACAACGUUGGUCAUCUCACACAAGUGCUCUGGAAGGGCACUACCAAGGUGGGCUGCGUCUCUCUUGAUUGCGGCACCAGGAUGAUGGUUGGCGGCCAGCCAUCCAACUUGAACAAGUACACAGUCUGCAACUACUCGCCUCCAGGCAACGUUUAUGGCCAAUACGCAACCAAUGUCGGUUCACCCAUUAGCCAGAGUGAUGCUGCACUAGGUCACUGGUAUGACUAA
Molecule: messenger RNA, 1035 nt
Organism: Ascochyta rabiei
Lineage: Eukaryota; Fungi; Ascomycota; Dothideomycetes; Pleosporales; Didymellaceae
Exons: 1
Coding region: 1-1035 (344 amino acids)
Source: RefSeq, a predicted model, not a curated record